AGUAGGGAAAAAAGCCUUGCUUCAGUGGAGUGUAGCGUGAUCCAUGCAGAAUAGGAGCGAGGUAGGUGGGUACUUGGACUCGGCUAACACUAACAGCUGCUCCGCUCUUCAUAACCAAUCAGCAUCCCAUAAAGAUGACGUUUCAGUGUCCUACGUCAGCCCAAUGGCGAUAGAGUAGAGUUGGUGCAAGGGAGUUUGACUGGGAAAUAAGGACUAGCGUGCCCCAUCGCCGCACAGGGACCAGGCACCGGAGAACAUCCGCUCACACCCUCGCCCUCCCAAGCUACUCCGAGGCCGAACAAGUCCUGCAACACCCGGUUAGACUAGAGCUAGCGUCGGGCAGAACACCGGCGACUGGUCUAUAAACGCAGUCCGGAGGAAAAGGAAAACCCCCAAGCUUCAAAACUGUUGCACCACGUUUUUAAAGUGGACCUAACACCGCCUUACUUCUUGGACAUGGGCGAUAUGGGGGAUCCGCCGAAAAAAAAGCGCCUGAUCUCGCUGUGUGUUGGCUGUGGCAAUCAGAUCCAUGACCAGUAUAUUCUGCGGGUCUCUCCGGACCUGGAGUGGCACGCAGCCUGUUUGAAGUGUGCGGAGUGUAACCAGUAUCUGGACGAGUCGUGUACCUGCUUUGUCCGAGACGGGAAGACCUACUGUAAAAGAGACUAUGUCAGGUUAUACGGGAUAAAGUGCGCUAAAUGCAACAUCGGUUUCAGCAAGAAUGACUUCGUGAUGAGAGCGCGCUCCAAGGUGUACCAUAUCGAGUGUUUUCGAUGUGUGGCCUGCAGCCGACAGCUUAUCCCGGGGGACGAGUUCGCUCUGCGGGAGGAUGGCUUGUUCUGCCGGGCCGACCAUGACGUCGUGGAGAGGGCCACAAUGGGCGCCGGCGAUCCCCUUAGUCCUCUUCACCCAGCCAGACCUUUACAAAUGGCAGACCCAAUAUCAGCCAGACAGCCUGCGCUCCGACCGCACGUCCACAAACAACCGGAGAAGACCACUCGCGUCCGGACAGUUCUUAACGAAAAGCAGCUCCACACGUUGCGGACAUGCUACAACGCAAACCCCCGACCCGACGCGCUGAUGAAGGAGCAGCUUGUGGAGAUGACCGGUCUCAGCCCCCGAGUCAUCCGGGUCUGGUUCCAAAACAAGCGCUGCAAGGACAAGAAGAGGAGUAUUCUGAUGAAACAGUUACAGCAGCAGCAGCCCAACGAUAAAACGUUUCUCUGGGACUAUCUGCAGAAUAUCCAGGGAAUGACGGGCACUCCAAUGGUGGCGGCCAGCCCGGAGAGACACGACGGCGGUUUGCAGGCAAACCCAGUGGAAGUGCAGAGUUACCAACCGCCUUGGAAGGUCCUCAGUGACUUCGCGCUGCAGAGUGACAUCGACCAGCCCGCUUUUCAACAACUGGUCAAUUUCUCGGAGGGAGGACCCGGUUCCAACUCAACAGUGAGCGAAGUGGCCUCGAUGUCGUCCCAACUUCCAGACACACCCAACAGCAUGGUCUCGAGCCCUAUAGAGGCGUAGGACCUCUCCGACUGAUUGUAGACGACGUCAGACUUGGUCAUAUUUCUGACGGAUGACGAGGUCGGUGGUGUUAGUUGGGCAAAAGGCGAACUGGCUGAAAACGGAAAAACAUGACUUGGGGUUGAAACAAAAUGUCACUCUCGUUGAUUUCAUUCGACCUGAGAGAGAAUCCUCCUUCUACUGCACGACGCCUCUUUAAAAUGACAAAGCAACCCCUGGUUGUAGUUUUACACUGUGAAGACAAUCAUGGAUUACCUAGAUCCGUCCAUAAAUCCGUAAUACGUCCUUCAGGCCACUCGCUGCAAAACAACCCCGGGGAUGAGGAGGAGAGAGGACGGUGGUGUAGGCUAGAAGAAGACGCGUUUGCAAGGAGCUGGGUAUGGCGCAUUUGCCUGCAUCAUAAAGUGUCUGCGAUUCAUGCGUAACGAGAUGGAUAGCUUUUACUCCUACAUCAACCAUGACUGGUGCUGCAGAUUGGAAAUGCCUGGUUACAGUUUUGCCAAAAAAGAAAACGGAAAACAACACUUUGACAAAACCUUGGACCCAUGGACCUCUAGGAAAAAUAUAAACUUUAUUAUUGAAGAUGAAAUCUUAAAUCUUGGCUACAUUUGCGCAUUAAUGUUUGAAUAUACAAACAAACGACUGUCUGGCGAUUCUGUUUAUAAAAUAGCUUGACCUGAGAUUCUUCCCCAGAUAUGACGACAUUUGGAGGGGAUUGCAAAUAUUGCUUUUCCAUUUUUUUGUUAUUAUCUCCUUAAAAAAAGCCCAACUACUAAAGCAUUGCAACAAGGUAUACCUCUAUUUUGCCACAAGCUUCGUGGGACUAUUGUGUGUGAGUUUGUGUCCGUCCAAUAAUAUUUUACUUUCCCAAAGAUGUGUAUAGUUAUAAGUUAUAGUCUAACGACCGUUAGCUCUGGAAAAAAAAAAGAUUUCUUUUUUUUCCGUUUGUUCCUGUACAACAAAAUUAUUUAUUAUUUAUUGUCGAAAGACUUGCCACUUUUUGUGUAACUUUCUUUACUGAAGUAAAAAAAGAAAAAUAUUGUA
This is a messenger RNA of Esox lucius (northern pike), 2568 nucleotides long. It is a transcript of the gene isl1a, whose product is annotated as ISL LIM homeobox 1. Gene Ontology annotation, biological process: positive regulation of transcription by RNA polymerase II; axonogenesis; neuron fate specification. The coding region runs from base 457 to 1524 and encodes 355 amino acids. Gene Ontology annotation, cellular component: nucleus. The record is from RefSeq and is a predicted model, not a curated record. Lineage: Eukaryota; Metazoa; Chordata; Actinopteri; Esociformes; Esocidae. Gene Ontology annotation, molecular function: cis-regulatory region sequence-specific DNA binding; DNA-binding transcription factor activity, RNA polymerase II-specific. The transcript is spliced from 6 exons.